AAACAUAAGUUAGUGUAUUAUAGUGUACAGCGAUUUUAAUUUUAAUCGAUUUGUUUUGAUCACAAAAUGAGCAGUGAAGAUUGGAAGACCAAUAAACACUUUCAUCUGGGCCAUUUGUUUAUGUAUUGCAUGAAGAGGCAACCAGAUGCUGUGUGCCAGAUAGAUGCAGCAACCGGCGAGAGCGAGACGAACGCGUCUGUUUUGUCUCGUUCUAUAGCUGUAGCAAGAUGCUUCAGAAGACUGGGAUACAAAGUGGGGGACGUGAUGUCACUGAGCGGACCUAACAAUAAUAACCUCCAUAUUCCGUAUUAUGCUGCAUUGAUGAACGGCAUGCCUUUUGCUGGAGUGGACCCUACUUAUAAAUACGAUGAACUAGAACAAGCGUUGACAGUGACCAGGCCGCGGAUAUCAUUCUGCAUGAAGGCUGCAUACGACGACCAUAUUCGAGCGAUUCAAAAACUGAACCUCGAUACGAGAGUAGUCACAUUAGACGACGGAGAACAUUCUAUGGCAAAUUUCGUUGAAAAAUACGACUCUAAAGAAGAUAAAGACGAAGACUUUAAACCAGCAAUAUUUGACACCGAGAAGGUAUAUGCGUGGCUGGUGAGCACAAGCGGCACUACGGGCACAUUUAAAGUGGCAGCGAUUGCCCAUAAACCAAUAAUUGAUUUCGUACGAUUGGCUUUUUCCACUUUAUUUUUGAGUAGCAAGAAAGGUGGUAAAACAUUAAAUAUAUCACCAAUUCAGUGGGUCACUUGUGCAGCCAACGCAAUAUAUAUACCAGCGGGCGGAGGCAUUAAGCUGCAGACUUCAGAUCUGUCUAUAGAAAAAAUUAUCGACGUUAUCAAUGAACACAAGCCCCAAUCGGUUAUAACAGGAUCCUCAAUAUUAACGUACAUACUGAAACACGAAAAGAAAUGUGAUUUGACGUGUUUCGACAAUAUUAUAUUAACUGGUGCGAAAGUAUAUAACGAUUUACUGAUUGAAUUAAAGUCUCGAAUGCGGAAAGAUGCACUGAUUCUAGAAGCUUACGGACAAACAGAAAGUUUAGGAGCGAUCCUGAAACCAAAUGUGAAUGGACCAUUGGGAAGUUGCGGGAAACCUACAUCAAUGUUUCAAAUUAAGCUGGUAGAUCCUGAAACUGGAAAGGAAAUAACCGAACCCAACAUUACCGGCGAAAUGUGGAGGAAAGGACCGGGCUUUACAGAGUAUUACAACAACCCAGAAGAAACUGCUAACGCUUAUACCGAAGACGGCUGGUUCAGGACCGGAGACCUUCUGUACAGGGACAAGGAUGACAAUUACUUCUAUGUAGAGAGAAUCAAGACGGUCAUUAAAUAUAGAAGUUAUCUUGUUUAUCCAAUAGAACUGGAGGAGUUGAUACGUACCCUCCCUGGUGUCUUCGAAGUAGGCGUAACGAGCGUGCCGCAUGAGCUCGACGGUGAACAUGCUGUUGCCAUAGUCGUCCGGAAUCCAGGGUCUUCUGUCACUGCGCAGGAGAUAAAGGAUUUGGUCGCCAAUAAAUUAUCCGAAAACAAAUUAUUAAGAGGCGGCGUAGUAUUUGUGGAUCGGCUGCCAUUAACUGCAACCGGGAAAAUAGCGCGUAUGAAACUUCGCGAAAUAGCGUUAAAUGCGAAUAGGGAAUAAGAAUUGUAAACAUUUUAAUUAAAUUACGUACAUAAAUGAA
Molecule: messenger RNA, 1687 nt
Organism: Galleria mellonella (greater wax moth)
Lineage: Eukaryota; Metazoa; Arthropoda; Insecta; Lepidoptera; Pyralidae
Product: luciferin 4-monooxygenase-like
Exons: 11
Coding region: 67-1647 (526 amino acids)
Biological process (GO): fatty-acyl-CoA biosynthetic process; long-chain fatty acid metabolic process
Molecular function (GO): long-chain fatty acid-CoA ligase activity
Source: RefSeq, a predicted model, not a curated record